AUGUAUCUUUCUCCCUUCUAUUUUACCAUUCAUAUUAUCUUUCUUUUUAUUCUUCUUUUUUAUUUAAACCUUGUUCUCUCUCUCUAUAUCUUCAAAAGCAUCUCUCUCACUCUUUUUACUCUCAUUUCUUCACCCGUUUCAUUUUCUUUCUCUUUUAUUUAUUUACUAGCAGUAGAGCCCGGCAUUGCCCGGGGAUAUCCCCCCUCUGUGCAUCUUUCUUAUUCCUUUUAUCCUUUUCUUCCUUCUUUUUGUCUCACUGUCGCUCUCUCUCUCUCUCUCUCUCUCUCUCUCUCUAUCUAUCUAUCUAUCUAUCUAUCUAUCUAUCUCUCUCCAUUCUCGCUUCAUAUCUUCUCUUUCACAUCUACUCAUUUCCCGAAAAUCCUCUCUCUCUCCACUCUCUUCUUCUCUUUUUCCUUUUCUUCGAACAUCUUUCUCUCUCUCUCUCUCUCUCUCACACACACAUUACACAUUCAAAGAUGUUCUCUUACUCCGCAAUCAUCUUAUCGCUUCAUAUUUUCUCUUUCUCCUCUACUCAUUUCCCAAAAGAUCCCCUCUCUCCAUCUACUCUCCUUUUUCCCCUCUUCUUUUGCUUCACCCUUUCUCUCUCUCUUUCUCUCUCUCUCGCCAUUCUCUCCUCCUCGCUUUUUCUUCACACCUUCUCACUCUUCCUUUCGCUUCUUAUCUUCCACCUCCAUAAAUUUUCCUAAUCUUCUCACACUUUCCUUCUCUCUCACACACACAAAGUCCUCCCUUUCUCUCAUGCCUUACCCCUCCUCUCGCUUUAUAUCUUCUCAUCCAUCGCUACUUUUCCUAAAAAAUCACAUUCUCUCUAUCUCUCUUCCAGAUUUUUUAUGGACUCUUUUUGAUCUUUCUCUUUUCUCUCUCUCUCUCUCUGAAUGUCUCUUCACACAUUUUUCUCCCUUCCUCACUUUAAAUCCUCCUUCUCUCGCUUAA
Acanthosepion pharaonis is the source of this 954-nucleotide messenger RNA. Lineage: Eukaryota; Metazoa; Mollusca; Cephalopoda; Sepiida; Sepiidae. The record is from the annotation of a GenBank genome assembly.